CACGACGCUCUGAGGUCACCGACUGGGCCGGACCGCGGGGGGCGGAGGGACGGAGGAAAGAUGGCGGCCGAGGCCGGAUAUUGGCGCCGCCUCCCCCAAUCCUGGAGCCGGCGCAGAUGAGGCGGCUCGGCUGGGGCCAGCGGCGCUUCGGAACCCGAGCUGGGGGGACCCUGGCGGUGGGGCCUGGCCCUGCUGUAUGCCGGCGCCUCGGCUAGAGUGAGCGGCGGCGGCGACGCCUCUUUCCCCUGUCCCUCUCCCUGUCGCUGUGAGUCCGAGCGGGUGGCGGGCGGCACCGGCGGCGGGCCCGGGAUGGAGGACGUUAACUCCAACGUGAACGCGGACCAGGAGGUGCGGAAGCUGCAGGAGCUGGUGAAGAAGCUGGAGAAGCAGAACGAACAGCUGAGGAGCCGCUCGGGGGCCGUGCAGGGCGUCGGCUCCCUCGGGCCCGGCAGUCCGGUUCGGGCUGGCUCGUCCACUCCCUCGUCCGGCGCGGCGUCCCCUCGGGGCUUCCCCUUGGGCCUCAACGCCAAGUCCGGUAGCGGUGUCGGGUCGGGCCCGAGGCGGACGAGUAGCGAGGAGCUGCGGGACGCCACCUCCUUGCUGGCAGCGGGCGAGGGCGGCUUGCUGGACGAGGUGGAGCCGCUGCGGCCCGAGGAGCUGGAGCGCCUGUCAGGCUGGGAGGAGGAGGAGGAGAGCUGGCUGUAUUCAUCACCAAAGAAAAAACUUACACCAGUGCAGAAAUCAGUUAGCCCAUUAGUUUGGUGCAGGCAAGUUUUGGAUUACCCAAGUCCUGAUGUUGAAUGUGCUAAAAAGUCUCUUAUCCACAAACUUGAUCAAACUAUGUCAGCUCUCAAGAGGCAGAAUUUAUAUAAUAAUCCUUUCAACUCCAUGAGUUAUACAAGUCCUUACAGUCCGAAUGCAAGUAGCCCUUACAGCAGUGGUUUCAAUUCUCCAUCCUCAACCCCAGUGAGACCUCCUAUAGUCAAACAGCUAAUACUUCCUGGAAAUUCAGGUAAUUUGAAAAGUUCAUCAGACAGAAAUCCUCCACUCAGCCCUCAAUCCUCUAUAGACAGUGAGUUAAGUGCUUCAGAAUUAGAUGAAGAUUCAAUUGGAUCCAAUUAUAAGCUAAAUGAUGUAACCGAUGUACAGAUUCUAGCUCGGAUGCAGGAAGAAAGUCUCCGUCAAGAGUAUGCAGCCACCACAUCUCGGCGCAGUUCUGGUUCAUCUUGCAAUUCUACAAGGCGGGGUACUUUUAGUGAUCAGGAACUUGAUGCGCAAAGUUUAGAUGAUGAAGAUGACAAUAUGCAUCAUGCAGUAUACCCUGCUGUUAACAGGUUUUCACCAUCACCACGCAAUUCACCUCGACCAUCACCUAAGCAGUCACCCAGAAAUUCACCUCGUUCACGAUCUCCUGCUCGGGGAAUAGAAUAUAGUAGAGUGUCCCCACAGCCUAUGAUUAGCCGCUUACAGCAACCUCGCCUUUCACUUCAGGGUCAUCCCACAGAUCUACAGACAAGCAGUGUUAAAAAUGAAGAAAAACUAAGACGCAGUCUUCCAAACCUGUCCCGACCAUCUAGUACACAAGUUGACUCAGUGAAAAGCAGCAGAAGUGACUCAAAUUUUCAAGUGCCAAAUGGAGGAAUACCUCGCAUGCAACCUCAGGCUUCAGCCACUUCGCAAAGGCUGAAAAAUUUGCCUCGUACUUCCCUCAAAGCCAAACAGUUGCUUCAAACUUCACCUACAAAAAGAGUACCUUCUCCAGGCAAGUUCCGCUCCCCUGCAGCACCAUCUCCUUUGGCUCUCCGGCAACCAGUAAAAGCAUUUAGUAACCCUGGCUCUGGUUCUCCUGGUAGCCAAGAAACAACACAGCUCACACAGACCACCUCCUCACCUGGGCCUCCCAUGGUUCCCAACACAGUCCCAGCAAAUCCUCCCAACAAUAUCAACAGCACUACUCUAACCAGACCUGCAGGGACAACCGCGAUGAGAAGUGGCUUACCCAGACCCAGUGCCCCUUCUGCUGGGGGUAUACCAGUGCCUCGCAGCAAACUUGCACAGCCUGUUCGCAGAUCCUUGCCAGCUCCUAAAACCUAUGGUAGCAUGAAAGAUGACAGUUGGAAAGAUGGCUGUUACUGACCAGCAAAGAUGAGAAUGCAGAGGUCCACAGCUUCAUGGAUACCCCUUCACCAGGCUAAAAGACAACUUUUAUAUGCAGACUGUUCAGAUAAGACUCUUGGGGUUUAUAAAUCCCAGCCCUCUCUGUCUUAAUUAGCACAAACCGACGGAGAUGAUCAAGCAGCACUUUAAUGACAUUUAACAUCAGAUGUGUUUGGUAAUCAUACAAUCACUCUCCAUAGAAUCACAUUUAGUUUUGUUUAGUAGAAACUAAGUUGAUUUUUUAAUAUUUGACAGAGGCCAAUAUCUGGGCAAAAAACUAACGGAUGCCAAAGAGAAAUGCCCAUUUGUCAAUGAGAGAAUACCUUUGUGCUCAAGAAAAUGGUGAAUUCAAGCUCUCCAAAACUUCGCAUUCAACCUAAUUUACUGUAUAAAUAGCAUCAAUAAAUAUUUGUGUUAAUGAGAACUAAUA
Molecule: messenger RNA, 2587 nt
Organism: Lontra canadensis (Northern American river otter)
Lineage: Eukaryota; Metazoa; Chordata; Mammalia; Carnivora; Mustelidae
Gene: SLAIN2
Product: SLAIN motif family member 2
Exons: 9
Coding region: 310-2136 (608 amino acids)
Biological process (GO): positive regulation of microtubule polymerization; microtubule nucleation; cytoplasmic microtubule organization
Cellular component (GO): microtubule plus-end
Source: RefSeq, a predicted model, not a curated record